AUGUCGUGGGUUCUCGAGCUUGCUCAAACUGGUAGGCAUUUGACCGGUUUGCCGGGAGCUUGGAGGUGCACUGGUCGAAACAACGAAGAGAUGGUCGAUAAGUUAGUGCAUAUGGGUGUUAUAAGCAGCAAAGAAGUAGAGGAGGCUUUCCGAACGGUUCCUAGAGGGGCUUUCGUUCCCCCAGACUUACAGCUGGAAGCUUACAUUGAUUCGCCUCUUGUAGGGGACCCACACGUACAUAUGUCUGCACCACAUAUGUACGCUACUGUCCUAGAAGCCCUAGAUUUGUCUCCAGGUGGGAAGUCUUGCAAUCAGUUUUGUGUGUGCGUGAGUUUCUGUGCGAAUUGAUCCUUUCUUCAUCGAUUACGGCAGAAUCACAUAAUUGUGUCCCGUUUGGACAAUGGAGGUUAAGUCUAAAAGAUAUAUUUUGAUGACCAACUAUCGCUUAAAUAAUUGAGAUAUUCUCGUCCUUUUGAUAUUCCGCUUUCAGUUUCGAAAGUCUAGCCAUCGGCUGCGACAAAAUUAUGAAAUGAAUUUUUUGGCAGAACAGUUAUUUUUCAUUAUUAGAACCCAUUGUAUCUGAGGUUAAUUACAAACAGAAUCUAACUUGGUCCUGGACCUUUUGUUUUUAUGUACGUACAAGCACCAGUUUGAUCAAUAUUUCCUGACAGGAAUCAAAGCUGAACCAUUGUGAAUGCCCCAGUCUUUCUUAUUUCACCUAUGUAUUUUUGAUUACCUUUAAAUAGUUUGCACUUCUUAAUUUAAAUGCUAGAAAUGCGAAUAAUGACCAGCAGUCAGUGACAUGUGAUGCGUUUUUUCGACGGCAUGGGUCUGUUUCUGUCAAGAGAAGGGUUAACUUACUACUCCUGUCUUUGAAUUUGUAAUGGCUCUGUUAGAAAUAGAUCACUGUAGAUGUACAAAUUGUAUUUGAAACACUUUUUGUAGAGCAUCAAAUCACUUCAUGUAUAAAAUACAUGGUAGGUUUAUAUUGCCCCUCCCCCCCUCCCCUGGGCAAUGGGUUCUGCAAACUGGUUUGUUUUGUCAUUUUAUGUGAAAACAUUUACAUUUGUCUUACUGUAAGAAUACAACCCAACAACUCUAGCCAGUGCUAAAAUACAAAUCUUUCUGUCUGCUUCAUCUCACAAUUAACCUCAUGAUUGCUAAUAAUGAUCAUGAUAGUUCCCUGUAAGCACUAAAUUAAACAUUUCUCCAGUAAUUUUUAAUAUUCCUGUCACUGAGUUCCCAUGCAUACUACCAUUCUACAUGCUAAACAAAUUUGCUUUAAUUUUUAUUUAUGUUUUUCGCCAGGUCUGUCAUUCCUCAAUAUUGGUAGUGGUACUGGUUAUUUCUCCUGCUUAGCUGGUUACAUUCUACAAGCCCAUGGUGUCAGUCAUGGAAUUGAAGUUCACGAGGAUCUUGUACAAUUUGCAAAGGAAAGAGUGGAGGAAUAUUUCCGCUUCUGUCCUUCUGUAGCAUAUGACAUUUGUCCUCCCAAGUUUAUUGCAGGAAACUGUUUUCGGUUGGAUCCAUCAGGGUGCUGCUAUGACAGGGUUUAUUGUGGGGCAGCUUGUCCAGCUAAUAAAGUUCCCUUCAUUUUGGGAUUAACCAAAAUUGGUGGCUUUGCUGUCCUUCCUUGUAGAGAUCGGGUAUGGCUUUUGUCUAUUGACUAGCUAUUGACUACAGACUGAGGGACUGAAAGACAUGAUAAAAAAUUGAAAACAGAACAGAAACCACCACAAGAAUUAUGAACUGAAGCCAAACUGAGUUCUCAGCCGAUUUAUAUAAUUAUAUGCAAUAACUUUGAAAAUAUAGCUGUUGAUAUAAAGGGAGUGUGUUUCUUAAAAUAGUAUCAAAUUUUGCAAGGUAAUUUAUUGUUACUAUGACAAUUGAAAGUAAUUGUUCUAAAAUAAGUGUGGUUUGAUAGCUCAGUGUUUUAUCAUUGUACAUUUUCACUUGGAAUAUGAAGGUCUGAAGUUCAGUUCCUCUUGAGGAGUCUUUUCUUCUUUGUACCAUGCUUUUGACAAGACAACCAUACAUCUUUCUUUAUUUAUUACUAAGCUUGAAAUGUACCAUCUUUCCUUUUCUAUUUAUAACUUUGUUCUGUUUCAAUUUUUUUUUCUUUAGUUACUAAAGAUUGAAAGGAUUUCUGACACAGGAGUAAAACAGACAUGUAUCAGUGAGGUAUCUUUUGCUCCGCUAGUGAUGAUGGCUGAUAGUGAGACUGAUGCUCCCAAGCUUAACUUUCCAAAGGAAAAUCCAAGAAAUAAACCAAAGGUUUGUAUAAGGAAAAUUGCAGUAUAUUUUUUAAUGUAUGCUUCCAUUUCUUAACCCUGUAACUCCACAAAAAUAGGAUUGUUAAUUCUCCCCUCUAUUUGCUACACUGUACCUUGUUAAUUAGUUACUAGAAAGAGAAAAAUUAUAAGAUUCUAGGUAGAUUUACAAGUAUUCAAAACCAUUAGUGAUACAGAAAGUUGUGUAGUUAGCAUUAUUUUUUGUGAAAUGAUCAUGUUGUAGAGGUGGUAUUAACCCUUUCACUCUUAAGAUCUCAUUCAUAAUUCUCCUUACUGUCUGCCACACAAUUCUUAUGAUGUUAUUUCAGAUAAUUUUGUAUUGGAUCAACUAAUAUUGAUAUUUUUCCCUAUUCUCAUCACUUUUCUGCUUGAUAUUGUUGGUAAUGUAUGGAAAAAUUCUGUCUUGGUAACUCAUGGGAGUUAAAUGGUUAAUAACUGUUACUGACAAUAUCUCUGUGGAACAACAGGCUCGGAAGGUUUACCCACCUGCUGAUGUACUUGUCAGUCGUGGACAGGCCAGAACGACUUUGGCCAGACUGAGGGCUCUUCAAGAAGCAAGUGGUAGGGGAGACUUGUACUUGCAUUAUAAAACCUAGCAAGAGUAUAUGAAUUGAAAACAAAAAUUUUAAUUCCUAGUACUGAUGACAAAAUGUGCUGAAGAAUCCUAGUGGAAUGUAACUGGUUUUUCUUGUAAGUAUUCGGACUGAUUUACCCAGGUCAGAUGAAAUAUUUCCAAGAAAUACCAAUUACCUUCCAGUCAGAUUCCUACACACAUUAUCUGAAUAAAGUUCUAUUUGAAGCUCUACAGGUUCAAAAGGUUAUGUUUUUUUUAAUCUAUGUGUGACAAUGCUCUUAUUUCAAGGCCAAAACUUUUGCAGCACUCCUGUAUUGCCAUAGUUAAACAGUUGAAAAUUCUUGCAUAUAACUUUUCUUUACAAGAGUGUUUCGUGGAGUAGUGUUUAAAUCAUCAGCUGAAUUCUACAUGCAUUUUGAUUGGUUCUCAGUUAUGGUCUACUGGAAGACAGACAUGGGUAGAAGACAUCAUCAUCAAAAACAUUUUGUGUUGUUUUCUUAUGAAACAAAUUUAUUUCAUUUUGCUUUGGGUCUGCACAAUGAUAGAUCGCAAAAAGAAGUCAGAAUGUAUGACGCCUCUUCUUCUCUUUUGCACAUUUUGAUGUCAUCUGUAAUCCAUUACUGAAUAGAUGCAGGGUGACAUGGAAUAAUAUACUUGUUAACCUUUUAACUCCCAAGAUCAAAUUAUUAAUUCUCCCAUCAAGCUGCCACACAUUUCCUUGUAAAGUAGUUAUGAGAAUUUGGUGUUAGAUCUGGAUAACAACUUCUACCUGAUGAGUUUGAAUAUUCUCAUUAUUUAUUUGCUGGAUAAUUUAAGGAUAUUAUUGGGAGAAGUUUCAUGUUGAUCACUUCUGGGAGUGAACAGUAGACAUACUAUAGGAAGUUGUAAGUUAAAACCAAGGACUUAGUAAAUGGAAAGUUUUGCUUUGUGCCAGUUGUGAUUUUACAGUGUUACAAACACUUCUGAAAGCAAACAAAUCAUUUCUGUAUUAUUACUUUGCUUAAUUUUCAGAAAGCCUGCAUACUUCCCAACCUCUUCCUGUACCAUUCUGUUAUGUUCCAUGUCAACAACAGAUCCAGCAAUACUUCAAUAAGAAAUCAAAACAGAAAAAGCAGCCAAGUUCUGUUGUGACAUCACCUGUUGAUAGAAAGAUUUGUUUCUUCGGCUCCCAAGAGGACACAAGAGUUUCAAGUCUGGAUCAGACUGGCUGUGACAGUGUUUGGAGCCAUCUGCAUGAGGACAAAAUAUGGCAGACUGUGUUAGAGUAUUAUUAUAGCCUGUGUAAUAUAUCCAGUGACAAGAGAUCACAAGCACUGAAUGUUUAUAUUAAGAAACGAGUGAAACAGAAAAGUGAAAGGCAGGACAGCAAAAAGAGUUUGUCUUAUGCUGAGAUUGUUCAUAAGCUUGGGAUACCUACUGCAAGCCCAACACAUGCAAAAGUCUUGAAGGAAGAGUCUCCAAACACUAUGGAGAACAGAACUGAGUUGUACAAAGUGCCAUGUCCAACAACUUCUUCUUCUGCUACAAAUGGCUGUAAGUUUUUGCAAGGCAGUGGUUCACUGGAGUGUUCAUCUUCAUGUGGUCUCUCUUCCAACUUGUCUCAGAAUACUCUUCCUAUGAAUGAGACAACAGAAGAAAGUCAAAGUGAUUUAUGUCAAACAAGUUGCUGCAGCAAAAUAGAACAGCCAAGAAUGUCAGACAAUGGUCAUUUAGAUGAAAACUCAUCCUGUAAGUCUUGCUUAAAGCAAGAUGCCACCAGUCAACCAACCUUAUCAAAUGAGAGUAGAACUCCACUUUUAAAACCUGAAAGGAAGAUCCCACGGUAUUCAAAUGUUCUAAUAGAAAUGGAAAAAGCCCACAUGACUAGAUUAUUGGCCUUGCCUUCAAGCAGCUGGAACAUCAACAAUGACCUUGUUCUUGUGCACUUUUUGUGUGAAGUUCAUGAAAAAGUGAAUCAGGGAAAAUGCAAAGUAAGUUCAUUGAAAAGGCUUUGCAAGACUUGAGUUCCUUCAAUCAUUUAAUGUGAUUGCUAGGGUGAGGACAGUGUUAAAAAGGACUGUGACUGGUGACAAUAACAAAGUCAAGAAUCACCAAACCCUUUAACUCCCAUGAGUGACCAAGAGAGAAUUUCCCCUUACAAUAUCAAUACAAUAUCAACCAGAUAAGUGAUGAGAAUAAAGAAAAAUAUCAAUUUGGGGAUAAUUAGUUGAUCCAAUACUAAAUUCUCUGAACUAACCUUAUAAGAAUUGUAUGGUUGACAAGGAGAAUGACAAAUUUGAUCUGGGAGUUAAAGGGUUAAAUCUGUUGACAGCUUCCUGUCAAUUUGUUAAAGCAUCAGUCAGGGUCCUUUUCAGGUCUAGUACAAUAAUCAUGACUAACAUGGUAUGUGAACAAUUAUUACACUUAGAAUUAAACCCUUUAUUUUAUUCAACAGGGUUGGUUUAAAGUAGAUGGUGUCAUUUCCGAACUGUUUUCCAAGUCAAGUGUCAUAAACCAUCCACGACUAUCCUGUUUCUCGACUGAGAGCUUAGCUUACCGGGCCAUCGCUCUGUGUAGAGUUGCUCAAAUUCUAGACUCAGUACUGUAUCUUGUUAGCGGGCCAUCUGUCUUAAGAGAUCAGAGUUUUUCUUCUAACAAAUUCAAGCUUGAAUCCUUUACGGAUUCCUCCUUCAUGUCAUCAUGGCUGUUUUUGGAGACAGAUGGAACUCAAAGUCCCGUGUCAGAGGGGAAAGAUAGUUCUUCAGACGCUGAUAUGAAGGAAAAGGUGUGUGAUGGGCUGAAUGAAAAGAAGAAGAAAAGUCAACAGGAGGUGAAUCUUAAAAAGAUCAAUGCUUCACUUGCUUCCCUUGAAAAGUACAAGGAACAGCUAAAAGCAGUGAAGAAAAAGGUACAAUUACCAUGUUCAUUUCUGAUUGCUGUGGUAUAAAUUAUAGUAUUACUUAGAGAAUACCUAACCCUUUAAUUGCUAAGAUCUGAUUAUUAAUUCUCACUUCUAUCUGCUACACAUUUCCUUGAAAAUUGGUUACGAAAAUUAUUGGUUGUUCAAGAUAACGACUUCUUGUAAUACUCCUUGCCGACGCAGCACCACGGUUUCUUUAGAAACGCAGCAUCGUCAUUCAAUCAUCGUAUAGGUGCCCUAUCACUUUUUCAAGCAUCAGAGAAACGCAAAAAGAGCGAUCAGUUUUAGUUUCGUUUUUUUGACCUAAAUUAUUUGUUCGUUUGCUUGACAGAUCCAUUUUAUAGAAGAACAAAAGCAACUUGUCCACAGCAUCAGAGAGCAGGAGCUAUCUUCUCAGGAAACAUCUGUUGACUUGGAUAGUGUCGAUGUGAAGCUGCAGCGAAAUGAACUGUUACUGAAACAGCAGAAACAAGAACACUACAGGAGUAACUUGCUGGCUUUGUUAAGGAAACUAAAAGAAGAGGAAAAACAAUUGGCUAAGGUUUGGAUUUGGUUUAUCGCUUUAACCGAUGAUAACUACAAUAUAGCGUUUUGCAAUUGAGCGACAUCAGACCAAACCAAGUAAUCACGACGACCAAUCAGAGCAAACGAAAUAUCACCAGGAGCCAAUGAGAACAAAAUGGGAAAACAACCUUGCUGUUUGAAGCGCGGGAAAAUGAGAACGACCAAGUUGGUUUAUGAUUUGCAUCUGAUAGGUUAAGAAGGUGGCGCGAGUUUUCUGGACCAAUCAUAGAGCGAAGAAAAGCAAAACCAAUUCAAUCCCAGAUCACUUUCGACACUCAAUUGAAAAUUGCUAUCGAAAGAGGAACUCUGCUGGAGAGCUUCUCGAUUGACUGUCUUAAAACAAAACCAAAAUAAUUACAAGGAAAACCGACAAGCAAAUCGCCUGAAGGGCAGGAAAACGCGCGCAACCCCAAGUAGCGAUUGGUCGGACUUGUUGAUAGAGUGGCCCAAGAUUUACCGGAUCAAUCACAGAGAGAAGUAAAGGAAAACCGAAGCAUUCUCUGAUGGUUUGCGACGCCCAAUUGAAAUUUGUUCCAUAGCAAUCAUUGACGAUCUAAGCCGCUAACAAUUUGGUUUUUGAAUCAUCUUGUUCUUCAGUUAUACCUUAUGAGCCUCGUAUUUCUAUUUUAUUGCAGAAGAUAGAGUCUGCGUCAGAAGUUUCAAAAGAGGAGUUGAUUGAUGUUCCACAGACAAGUUCUUCCUCUUCGCUGCAAUCAGAUGCCAAACACCGGCAGCUACAUGUGGAACCGUGUCAGAAAUGGAGCGUUCGCCUGAUGAAUCAGGAAACUGACAGCAGUGAUUCUGUCCGCUAUGACUUACCAUCCUUGUUACCAAAACUGCGGUUCCUUUUGCCUCUCUGUAAUCAGCGAUGGCGGCUGGUCCAAGAGCUGUUGCACACGACAGAACUAUCCGCGCCUGAUUACAUGCCCGUGAUAUUGGUGGAUAGGAGAGUGCCGCUGAUCGAGCGUCAUGCUGACUUAAGGAGCAGUGUUUUCCAACAGGUGUACCAAGAGCUGAGAGGCGAGAAGCUUCAUUUUCGGUUAGUAACAACGUUUACGUCAAGAGAAUUUGUUUGUUCUAAUCUGGUUUAUUUAUCUGCUUUUCCCUUUUGUUCUACUGAUACAGUAAGACUUAUCGUGACUCUCAGGGCGAGAAAGAGCUGGUUUGAAUUUAUCAGAAUCGCAUUACAACGCUGACACUAACUUUAAAGCGUUUGAAAAGAGAAAGCAGGCAAAUUUUUGAGAGGGUAAUUUAGUGUUAACAACUAAGUUGAAAACGUAAAUUAGCUACCGUAAAGAGUUAAAAGGCUGACGUUUCGAGCGUUAGCCCUUCGUCAGAUCGAUGUCUUCCCAAAUUUUUGGGAAGACAGGGACAGUGCUGCAUCUCCUAAAUGUCUCUGCUUUCCACUACCUAAAGUUGACCAGCACGAUUUUCAUUUUAUUUAAAAACCACUAAAUCGUGCUAAAGGAAAUAAAAGAUGUACCUUUGAAAACAACUGUUACGUAGGCAAGUUAUAAAAAUCAAGGUUUUGCGCGGCCUCAACCUUUAACCAUUUGACUCCUAAGAGUGACUUGCAUCUCAUUCCUCCUUACAAUAUCACACCUAAAUCAAACAGCACGGUCAUAAAAAUAUAGGAAAUAAUCUAAAAUUAAAGAAGCUCUUGAUUGUUAAACAAGUUCUCCUCGUCAACACCUUAGGGAAUGUACAGAGAACAGUAUGGAGAAUAUGUAUACUGAUGUUAGGGUGUAAAAAGUUGGCUUCUGGGUUGGAGGAAAGGGACGUCUAAACGCUGGUACUUAACAAUUUGAGGGGAAUGUAUUGUAUGCCUUCCUCUUUUAAGAUAAAACAUCUUUGAGCCAACUGACAAGUUUGACUCAGUUGCAGAGGUUCAUCAAUGCGGAAAAAAAUGCGAGGAUAGAUAAUGUACCAUAACUGUUUUUAUAACCUUUAUAUUGUUGCCAUUCAUUGCAGAUGGAACAAAUGGAAGUAUGACCAGUGGUGGGAAGUGAAAUUCGUCGGUGAAGGAAUCAUUGAUCAAGGUGGAGGGUUCCGCGACUCUUUGGCUGAGCUCUCAGACGAGUUGUGCCCAGCUGAAGAACACAUAACAGAUGUGCUGCCAUAUUUGAUCAGAACUUCUAAUAAUAAGGUACAUAGAGUUAAUUACAGAGUUUUGUCAAGUCUUAUUAGUUUAAAUUAGGAAAAGGAGCAAGCUUGUCCCCAACACUGGAACAAUGCUGUUUACAUUACGAGUCGACGCCAAUAAGUGAGAGCGAAAAAGUAACAGCCUGCUCAAAAGCUUUUUCUUACCACAUUUUGGCGUCGUCUGUGAUCUAUUAAUGAACAGAAACACGGCAACACAGCAUCUAUUUGUUAGAUCUACGGGGGUCUGCGAAUAUGGCUUUUUCUGAGAGCCAUUUUGAAUGUAAGAUUGAAUUGUCGUGAUAUGUUUUGUAUGUCUGUCAUUUCUCAGGAGAAGAGGGGAGAUUUUCUCGACUGUUUCAUACCCAAUCCAUCAUGUGACUCUUUACACAUGUUCCACUGGCUUGGGGUCCUCAUGGGAGGUACGUUCCGCAGUGACGAAAGUCUCACUCUGGCGUUCCCGCCUUUUGUAUGGAAACUAAUCGUCGGUGAACACGUCACGUGGGCCAAGGACUACGUGGCUAUUGAUGAAGCCGCUGUUCAAAUCACCGGUGAGACAUGGAGAUUUUUAGGGCUCGUUUCUAUGGUCUUAAGAGAGGAUAGAUAUGAAGGGGGUGGGUUAGCAUUUGGGCCUGUGGAUAACAAUUUCGUGACCUUGGUCAAUUAAAAGGAGAUUGCCUUUCAACUAAAAGCAAAAUAAUAAAAAAAAUUAUGAAUGAACUUAUGGAGAAAUGAUGGCAAAGGCUUUUUUUCCAACGCUAAUUGUGUUUUAUUUUCUUAACAUCGUAGAUGAACUUGAAGUUCAGGACGAGGCCUCGUAUCUAAGUACGUACGGCAGCGAAUGUACCUUCUCCACUGUAGUAAGUGACGGCCGACGUGUAGAAUUGCUCCCUGGGGGAGAGGAGAGAGUGGUAAAGCCUGAAGAGAGACAGCAGUAUGCAGCUUUAGUGAGAAGGGCGCGGAUGACUGAGUUUACAAAACAGGUAUAACGAGUUUACGUUGGGAUUUUAAGACUUUGUGUAAUCACACAUCUCCAAUACGAAGCAGAAAAACACAUCCCACCAUCUCCACUCCUAUUUGUCUUAGUGCCUGUUUGAAUCAUGGUAAAUAUUCUGGGGUAACCUUUAAAUACCAAUCACAGAGAAUGGUACAGUAAAGCCAAUGCUAUCCCGGGCUGUUUUAGACAUUCGGUUAGGAAUUGCUCUGUUAAGGUUGUGACAUAAUGUGAUUCUUGUGGUGUUAUUGAUUGACAGGUUCAAGCCAUCAGGGAAGGUUUAAUGUCAGUCAUUCCUGAGUCUGUGCUUUCGCUCCUUACGUGGUCUAACCUGGAAAGGGGAGUUUGUGGAGACCGAGAAAUUUCCCUUCCACAGCUGAAAACAGCGUGUAAGUAUUACUUUUUUAAUUUUUUGAUUGAUCUGAGCGCAGUUUUUCAUACCUCCACGGUCUUUGAAAAGUAGGAGAUGAGCUAGAAAUAUAAUUUAUCGAAUCAUCAAAAAUAUCCACAUUUCUUUAUUUUUGAAAACUGAGCCUUAUGUGUGUCCAUUUAAAAAUAGCAAUACUGGCCUUGUCAAUAUGAGUAAAAAAGAUGAAAUUUCACUCGAACGUUUUACGAUGUGCAUAAAUUAUCAAGCAUAUAGACGAUGAAAGCAGAUUACUUUUUCGGAUUAAGAAUGUUACCUCGAAAUACAACACCAAAUUCUCUUCACAAACUUGCAACGAAAUGUUCUGGAUCCAUAAGGGAGAAUUAGGUGCUACAUCAUCACGAUCUCCCAGUGGGAGUUUAAUUCAGGGUUAAUUCAGCUGUUAUCUUCACCAGGUAAAUACGGUGAUGACUUGAGUGAGUCAUCAGAGUCAGUGAAGCACCUGCUUGCAGUUCUCACUCAGUUCACCUCUGAGGAGCGGAGUCGAUUCCUUCGUUUCGUGACGGGACGUAAGAGGCCUCCUGCUCCUUUUACUGUGGCUAAAGCGGGUGGGGAAAAAGACAGCCUUCCCCAUGCCUCUACCUGUGCCAGCACUCUGUUCCUUCCGGAGUACUCUUCUUCUGCUAUCGCCAAGGAAAAGCUAAGGUGAGCAACAAGGGUUUCUAAUGGGGCAUCGAUGGAGUAACGGUUACGUUAUUUUAUGACACCAGUUUUCUGAUGGAGCGUGGCUUCCACACGUUUUAAUGUGUUUCCUUGCAAAAGGGUUCCAAAAAAUCCCUAACUCUUCUCAAAAAGCUCAUGACCUUAUUUUCUUUUUUGACUUAAAAGGCUACCAACGUGGUUUUAAUAGCUUUAUGUGCCUGUGACUCCCUAACAAUUUUGGUGAUCCGUACUCAUAUCAUUAAAUUGCAAUGAGGGUAUAGAGACUCAUCUUUCUGUUAAGUAUUAGUAAUAAAAUCUGUUCAUAUGGUUUAGAGCCACCUUGAUAUUUUCAUUCUCUAAGGUGGCUUUGAACCAUAUCCAUAGAUUUUGCAGAAAGGUCUCUACAUCUGCAAGUUUUCAAACUUGGACGAUCAUUCCAUACAACAUGGUGGAAACAUGGUCCAAGUGGCCCACAGCGUGAUAAUUAUUUGAUUUUUAAUGUAUGUUUUGUAAUUCAUUCAGCUAUGCCAUCUCCAAUUGUGUGGCCAUUGACACUGAUACGAGCCCUUGGUGAACCCUCGAAUUGCAAAUGUGAAGGGGAAAAACAGAAAUGUCGGGCAGUCUGCCCGAAUAUGAGAGCCACGUUUAAUAGGUGUGAGGAGGUCCGACCGACUGCGUAGCUGUUGAUAUUUGAACAAUGUUCGUUAGAGGAAGAAGGAGCUGUAUUCGUAAUGAAAUUUUGUCAAUGUGGUGUUAUUUAAGAAGUUAAAUUUACAUUUCUCGACAAACAAUGCUUCAGGAGAGAGAUAGAUUUCGUCCCUCUCGCAGUAGUUGCUUGUACCUACUGCAUAAGAGUGCGAAGCUGUAACAUCUCUGAUGAGCUGCCUGGUUGCUAAGCAAUAUUCAAAAUGGCGGCAUCCAUAGUUGGAGAUGUUGCAUGAUUGAAGAUUACUUUCUAAAAGUUAGGUUGCUCUUUGGAAUCUCACAGCACAGUCGGCGACUAAAAUUCACACAUCCUUUUUAAUGGCGGGUAAAAAUCGUGUUUUCUGGAGUAUACUAGUCUAUUGAGAAGGGACAGUUUCUUUCAACAUGGUUUUUCCUAGCUAUGGUAUUUAAGUAAACGACUCAAGAAAUAGAAAAAAAAUUAACAAUUGUUUGAGUGAAGUCAGUUCCUCAAACUUUGCUCAAUUUCAUCCUAUCUAAUGGGAAUCUUUUCAUUCAUGAUAACGCAGUGCCGCAGUAUUAUUCUCGAAUAACUACUAUUUGAUUGGCAUAGGAACGAUGGGAUCCUGUUAAUGAAUAGCAUUAUUUUAUAGGUUUUUGUUUUUGGCGGUGUAUUUUGGGGUAAGGGAUUGAAGUGAAACACUUUUGUGAAAAAAGAUAAACUCAGACUUUUCUUACAAUUCUGUGCAAGAAAUGAUCAAGAUUUCGAGAACUUCCUCAAAUUUUUAUACUUUAUUGGAUCUUAAAGGAGUUGCCACGCAAUAACGAUCCAGGCUAGAAAUUCUUUUCACGUUUCCUUGAAAUACUAGAGGCGCCUACAGUUCUUGAUAUUGACCCUAUUUAAAAGGGAACUUGACUUAGAAUACUUUCGAGAAGGAAGUUUUGAUUCCCGAAGGUUUUCGCGCAAUUUUUUCGAGACAAUCAAAGACUUGUUAAAUAUUGAUACAUUCAUGUUUGGUUAGUGGUGUCUCUGUAGCAUUUGCUGCUGGAAAUUGUUAUAUGCACCUAAAAUAAAUUCUACAUUAUUUAUGCAAUUUUGAUCUAUAGUCAUUAAAAUCAGCGUUUAGUACUGCAGGCUCACUCAAAGCUUGCCACGUAAAAUUUAAGUCAAAUUAGUAAUAUUCGAAAGUUAUAAGAAAAAAAUAUGUUUACAAGUACAAGGAAUACAAUGUUAAAGUGCUUAAAUGUAUUUUUGGUGCGCAUGC
Molecule: messenger RNA, 12458 nt
Organism: Pocillopora meandrina
Lineage: Eukaryota; Metazoa; Cnidaria; Anthozoa; Scleractinia; Pocilloporidae
Source: the annotation of a GenBank genome assembly